CCGCUUCUGCGCUCUCUCGCCGGCGGGCGGGAUAAAUGCCGGAUUCGGGGCGGCCGUUCCGUUGAGACGCUGAGGGAACUGGAGUAGUUGCAGCCGCUGGCCGUGUUGCUUCGACGAGAGGCGCGUGUCUAGCGAGCUGUGAGGUUAUUUUGUAUUGGGAACCAUGACCUGGCAUUUCCCCCUCCUCUUUGCUGCCUUGACUUCGACGUGUAUCUGCUUCCCACCAAAUCCACUGUCUCUUGAGGAACUGGGCUCAGACAUUGGAAUCCAAGUUUUCAAUCAGCUGGUCAAAACCAGAUCUAAGGAUAAUGUUGUGGUUUCUCCACAUGGAAUUGCAUCAGUACUUGGAAUGCUUCAGCUUGGAGCUGAUGGCAAGACAAAGAAACAGCUGACAACAGUGAUGAGAUACAGUGUAAAUGGAGUUGGUAAAGUACUGAAGAAGAUAAACAAAGCCAUAGUCUCAAAGAAGAAUAAAGAUGUUGUGACAAUUGCAAAUGCAGUCUUUGCAAAAAGUGGCUUGAAAAUGGAAGUGCCUUUUGUUUCAAGAAACAAUGAGGUGUUUCAGUGCAGUGUCAAGGGCAUCAACUUUGAAGACCAGACCACUGCUUCUGAUACCAUCAACCAGUGGGUCAAAAAUGAAACUAAGGGUAUGAUCGACAGUGUCUUAUCUCCAGAUGCUAUCGAUAGUGAUCUGACUAGAUUAGUGCUGGUAAAUGCAGUAUACUUUAAAGGAUUAUGGAAAUCACGUUUUCAGCCAGAGAACACAAAAAAGAGGACAUUUAAUGGAGCUGAUGGAAAGACUUACCAAGUGCCUAUGCUGGCUCAAUUGUCAGUGUUCCGAUGUGGCACAACAAGCACUCCUAACGACUUGUGGUACAAUAUCAUUGAAUUGCCAUACCAUGGUGAAAGUAUUAGCAUGUUGAUUGCUCUACCCACGGAAAGUACGACUCCUUUGUCUGCUAUCAUUCCUCACAUUAGCACAAAAACUAUACAGAGCUGGAUGACAACUAUGGUACAAAAGAGAGUGCAGGUUAUUUUACCCAAGUUUACAGCAGAAGCAGAAACAGAUUUAAAGGAACCUCUAAAAGAGCUUGGCAUUCGAGAUAUGUUUGAACAGUCGAAGGCAAAUUUUGCAAAAAUAACAAGAACGGAAAGCAUUCAUGUAUCCCAGAUCUUGCAAAAAGCAAAAAUUGAAGUGAGUGAAGAUGGAACCAAAGCUUCUGCAGCAACAACUGCAAUUUUAAUAGCCAGAUCAUCACCUCCUUGGUUUGUAGUAGACAGACCAUUUGUAUUCUUCAUACGACACAACCCUACAGGUGCAGUUUUGUUUAUGGGACAAGUCAACAGACCUUGAACGUGGGAAGAUAUUUUCCUUCUGAAGCAAAUUUAAAGAUUGAUGCCCUUGUUCUGUUAAAUAUUUUUGUACACUAUUCUUUGGCUAUGAACUAGCUUUUGAGUGUGAUUGGUCAACUAGGUUUUGGAAAGGAAUCUUAAGUAGCUGAGGUUCUUUGUGGAAAAAUAAAAUGCCUUUUCAAAGCAAUUUAAAGAUUCUUAAAACUACUGAUUAGUUCCCUGUGCUAACAACUUUUGAAAUUUUGUUUGGUCUAAAUAUUUUGUAUUGUGAUUUGAGAAGUCUUUUAACCAGAGUUGGAACUAAAGGGACAACUUAAAUUUUUGUUUAGUUUGAUUUGUACAUGCCCUUCUGCUACUAAUGUUGUCAAUUGAGUGGUUUGAUGAGGCAUUGCCAUUAGAAAUUUAAAGCUUUAGCAAUUUUUUAUUUCAUUUUGUGCAUGUAUUGCUGAGACUUAAACAACUAAUGUCCCGGUUAACGCCUUUGCAUUGGUGUAAUGUAAACUUGUCAUUGCUAGUAUACACUUUCUAUGGAUUUAAAUUUUAUAUUUUUUUGUACAAAGGAAAAAAAAUAAUAAAAAGCAUUAUGAACAGUCAAA
Messenger RNA from Elgaria multicarinata webbii, 1949 nucleotides. It is a transcript of the gene SERPINE2, whose product is annotated as serpin family E member 2. Lineage: Eukaryota; Metazoa; Chordata; Lepidosauria; Squamata; Anguidae. Gene Ontology annotation, molecular function: serine-type endopeptidase inhibitor activity. The transcript has 9 exons. The coding region runs from base 164 to 1354 and encodes 396 amino acids. The record is from RefSeq and is a predicted model, not a curated record. Gene Ontology annotation, biological process: negative regulation of endopeptidase activity; negative regulation of plasminogen activation.